Messenger RNA from Ostreobium quekettii, 801 nucleotides. NCBI's taxonomy places the organism in Eukaryota, Viridiplantae, Chlorophyta, Ulvophyceae, Bryopsidales, Ostreobiaceae. The record is from the annotation of a GenBank genome assembly.
AUGCCCCCCUCCCUGGUGGGCCACCUGAUGCGGCCCUACGCCGAGCUCCGGGCCACCUUCCUGCUUUUCAGCGACCCCGACAAGGAGGACCGCUGGUGGCGGUCCUGGCAGCGGCGGCGCCUGGCACGCGGAGAGCUCGCCGGGGCAUCCCUGGCUCUGGCCUCCACCCUCAUCCUCGCCGUCGUGGUGCUGGGCGCCGGCGCCAUGGACCCCCCCAUGGCGAUCUUCAUCCUUGCGUCGCUGGCCCAGACGGCCGCCCACAUCGUCCUGCUGCGCCCCAGGUUCCGGGGCGCCUACGAACACAUCCGCGACCCGGCGGCGAUCGCCCUGCGGGCCUUCCUCAACCCCGCGGCCGCCGCGCUGACGCGUGUGGCCAUGACCGGCACGCUGGAGCCGGCGCCCGGCAACGUCCUGGCGUCGGCGGUGCAUUUCCUGUGGGCGUUCGGGAUCAUUGACGGCGCGAUCGACGCCCUGCGCUACCCGCUGCGGUUCCGGGACCACGCGCUGGUGCAGGGGUUGGCGGCGCUGGUGUGGUGGUGGGCGGACGGGCGCCUGUGCCCGUCAUGGCUGUGUCAGGGGGCCAGGGAUGCGGUGGUCGGGCCCAUCUGCACGGCGAUCGGCGCGCUAUCCACGGGCGUCAGCUUCGACUGCCGGGCGAUGGGCGAGGCGGCGGCCUGCCUGACGGGCGUGCUGCAGGUGCAGGUGCUGCUGGGCUGCAUGGCGACGUCGGGGGCGGUGUACGCUGCGGAGGUGGCUUCCAGGAAGGAGUUCCUGGCGUCCGGCAAGGGGGGGGGCAGCUGA